AUGUACACUAGCAAAAAUACGGCUGACAUUGAAGAUUUUGUCAACGAGGCCCUUUUAACAAAAGAUUUCGAUCAUAGGCACGUGAUGAUAUUAAUCGGAGUCAGUUUCGAUGACGAUGGUAUGGAUUACCUGUCCAGUCAACAUUUUGUGCACCGGGAUCUGGCAGCUAGGAACUGUAUGGUGGACGGGGAACUGUGUGUCAAAAUAGGUGAUUUUGGUCUAUCGCGGGAUAUAUACGAAAAGAAUUAUUAUAGCAGCGAUAAUAGUAAAUGCAAACUCCCUGUCAAAUGGAUGGCACCGGAAAGCCUAUCUAUUGUAUAA
This is a messenger RNA of Oppiella nova, 321 nucleotides long. The record is from the annotation of a GenBank genome assembly. Lineage: Eukaryota; Metazoa; Arthropoda; Arachnida; Sarcoptiformes; Oppiidae.